AAAAAAAAAAAAAAACAAAGAGAGGAGAAAAACACAAAAACCAAGUAGCACAAGAAAUACAUUUAAGUACACUUCUGAAACUCCAACUUCUCUACUCUCGGUCUCUCCGCCAAAUCCAACCACUGUAUAAAACAACCCACUUCGAUCUUUGGCUUCUCCGUUGCUUCUCUGGCCUCAAGAAAGCACUAGCUCUCAGCCCUCUCUCGGAGUUCUUGUAAUGCUGAUCAUCUGAACUUGUUCUUGUUUUCAGAUAUUUGUUUCUGAAACCAUAAUCUGAAGGUUUUGAGCAGUUCCGUUAAGGCGUAAUUCUCUGGAAAGAUGAGCGCAUAUAUAGUCGGCGUCCUUGUUCCUCUUGUUUUUACUAUUCUCCUUCGGAAUUCAAAAAAUAGAAAGAAACGUGGGUUGCCUGUUGAUGUUGGUGGGGAACCUGGGUAUGCAAUCCGAAACUAUCGGUUUACUUCCCCAGUGGAAACAGCAUGGGAGGGCAUCUCAACACUUGCUGAUCUUUUUGAGCAGUCAUGCAAGCAGUACCGAGACAAUAAAUUUCUUGGAACUCGGAGAUUGAUUUCGAGGGAGACAGAGAUAUCUGGAGACGGAAGGUCCUUUGAGAAGCUUCAUUUGGGUGAUUAUGAGUGGUUAAGUUAUGGCAAAGUGUUUGAAGCUGUGUGCAAUUUUGCUUCUGGUUUGGUGCAACUUGGGCAUAAAAGGGAAGAACGUGCAGCAAUCUUUGCUGAUACAAGAGAAGAAUGGUUUAUUGCAUUGCAGGGUUGUUUCAGGCGCAAUAUCACUGUUGUGACCAUAUAUGCAUCUUUGGGGGAGGAGGCUCUAUGUUACUCAUUAAAUGAGACAGAGGUUACCACAGUGAUUUGUGGGCACAAAGAACUGAAGAAACUCAUCGACAUAAGCAGACAACUUGACACAGUAAAACGCAUAAUAUGUAUGGACGAUGAGGUUCCAUCAAAUGCCUCAUUAAUUGAGGGGGGCAAUAGUUGGACAAUCACUACAUUUUCUGAUGUAGAGGAGCUUGGUAAAGAGAAUCCUGUUGAAGCAGAUUUACCUCUUUCAGCUGAUAUUGCAGUGAUAAUGUAUACAAGUGGGAGUACUGGUUUACCUAAGGGUGUAAUGAUGACACAUGGCAAUGUUCUAGCUACCAUUUCUGCAGUGAUGACAAUUGUCCCUGACCUCGGAAGCAAGGAUGUUUAUUUAGCGUACCUACCCCUGGCUCAUAUUCUUGAAUUAGCAGCUGAGAAUGUAAUAGCUGCUAUUGGAAGUUCCAUAGGAUAUGGAUCCCCUUUGACUCUAACUGAUACAUCAAGCAAGAUAAAGAGGGGAACAAAGGGGGAUGCGUCUAUGUUAAGGCCAACAUUGAUGACAGCCGUCCCGGCUAUUCUUGAUCGUGUUCGAGACGGUGUCCUCAAGAAGGUAAAUGCAACAGGUGGACUAUCAAAGAAAUUGUUUGAUCUAUCUUAUUCUCGUCGAUUGUCUGCAAUAAAUGGCAGUUGGUUUGGAGCAUGGGGCUUAGAAAGGUUUCUGUGGAACUUUCUUGUGUUUAGAAAGAUCCGGGCAGUUUUGGGUGGUCACAUCCGUUUUGUGCUGUCUGGAGGGGCUCCUCUGUCUGGUGAUACUCAAAGAUUUAUCAACAUUUGUCUUGGUGCUCCAAUAGGUCAAGGGUAUGGUCUCACUGAGACUUGUGCCGGUGGAACAUUUUCUGAGUAUGAUGAUACAUCUGUUGGUCGUGUUGGUGCUCCACUUCCUUGCUCAGUUAUCAAGUUGAUAGAUUGGCCCGAGGGUGGUUAUUUAGCCAGUGAUUCUCCAAUGCCUAGAGGAGAGAUAAUUGUUGGUGGACCAAAUGUUACAAUUGGAUAUUUCAAAAAUGAGGAAAAAACAAAGGAAGUUUACAAGGUUGAUGAGAAAGGGAUGAAGUGGUUCUACACUGGUGACAUAGGGCAGUUUCAUGCUGAUGGUUGCCUUGAAAUAAUUGAUCGUAAGAAGGACAUAGUUAAACUUCAGCACGGAGAAUAUGUUUCUUUAGGGAAGGUUGAGGCUGUUCUUAUGGUCAGCCCCUAUGUCGACAACAUUAUGUUGCAUGCUGAUCCUUUUCACAGUUACUGUGUGGCUCUCGUGGUGGCUUCGCAGUACACAGUGGAAGACUGGGCCAAGAAUCAGGGAAUUAGUUUUGUUGAUUUUUCGGAGUUGUGCCAAAAAGAAGAAACCAUUAAGGAAGUUCACGGAUCACUUGUAAAGGCGGCAAAGAAGGCACGUUUGGAGAAGUUUGAGAUCCCUGCAAAGAUCAAAUUGCUUUCGGAAGCAUGGACUCCUGAAUCUGGCCUUGUCACUGCAGCUCUCAAGAUCAAGAGAGAUGUCAUUAGGAAGUCAUUCUCGGAAGAACUCACUAAGUUAUAUUCAUCAUGAUCAUCAAGAAGUUUUUUGUUUUUUGUUUUUUAAUUUUUUUUUUGCCUUUUUGGGAGAUAGUGCCGAGUUUUGAUGACUGGAUGAAACCUUACUUUUUAUUUAUGUCCAAAUACUCUCCUUUUAACCAUUUUUGUACUCUUCAA
Molecule: messenger RNA, 2555 nt
Organism: Cornus florida
Lineage: Eukaryota; Viridiplantae; Streptophyta; Magnoliopsida; Cornales; Cornaceae
Product: long chain acyl-CoA synthetase 9, chloroplastic
Exons: 12
Coding region: 319-2412 (697 amino acids)
Cellular component (GO): endoplasmic reticulum; membrane
Molecular function (GO): long-chain fatty acid-CoA ligase activity
Source: RefSeq, a predicted model, not a curated record